AUGAACAAAACAAACAACAACAGCACACCGGCGGAUGAUUUCCAUCUUCUGGCUUUUUCCAGAUAUGCAAAAAUUCAAGUUGCACUUUUUGUAGUGGUGCUUUUGUUUUACAUGCUAACCUUAGUUGGAAACAUAAUCAUCACUGUGCUCAUAUGUCUAGAGUCCAAGCUCCACACUCCAAUGUACUUUUUUUUAUGCAACCUCUCAAUCCAAGACAUUAUGUACGUGUCAGCCAUUUUGCCAAAGUUGUUGACCAUAUCAAAAACAGGUGAUACCAGUAUUUCUUUUAGAGCGUGCAUCACUCAGAUGUUUUUAUUUAUAUUUUGUAUUGAAACAGAAUUUUUCCUGCUUACUUCGAUGGCAUAUGACCGCUAUGUGGCUAUCUGUAUGCCUCUGCAUUAUUCUCUCAUCAUGAGCAAGACUAAGUGUGCCAUAUUAGCCAUCGUGUCAUGGCUUAUUGGUAUCUUGAACUCUUUGAUGUAUGCUUUAAAAGUAUCUGAAUUACCCUUCUGCAGAAAAAAAAACAUCAAUCAUUUUUACUGUGAUAUGAAAGUCAUGCUGAAUCUCUCAUGCAGUGACACAACAAACAUUGAAUCAAUAAUAUUUAUUGAAGGACUACUUAUAGGGUUUCUCCCAUUUUCACUGAUUUUGAUUUCCUAUGUAUAUAUUAUAUCUGCUAUUUUAAAGAUGUGUACAUCAGCGGGAAGACUCAAUGCUUUCUCCCGGUGUUCAUCGCACAUUGCCACAGUGCUGCUAUUUUGCUUGUCCUCUCUUAGUCAAUACAUGAAGCCACAGACAGAAAACUCUCAAGAGCUGGACAAAGUGAUCUCCAUGGUAUAUGUGGCUCUUGUCCCAAUGUUAAACCCACUAAUCUAUAGCUUAAGAAACAAAGAUAUAUUGAAUGCCAUGAAAAAAGUUAUUACAUGUUAA
This is a messenger RNA of Pelobates fuscus (common spadefoot toad), 930 nucleotides long. RefSeq names its product olfactory receptor 5B12-like. Lineage: Eukaryota; Metazoa; Chordata; Amphibia; Anura; Pelobatidae. The transcript has a single exon. Gene Ontology annotation, molecular function: olfactory receptor activity; odorant binding; G protein-coupled receptor activity. Gene Ontology annotation, biological process: G protein-coupled receptor signaling pathway. The record is from RefSeq and is a predicted model, not a curated record. The coding region runs from base 1 to 930 and encodes 309 amino acids. Gene Ontology annotation, cellular component: membrane.